This is a messenger RNA of Spirodela intermedia, 13314 nucleotides long. NCBI's taxonomy places the organism in Eukaryota, Viridiplantae, Streptophyta, Magnoliopsida, Alismatales, Araceae. The record is from the annotation of a GenBank genome assembly.
AUGGUGAUACUCUCCCUCUUGCUCUCUCGAUCUCUGUGUAGCAACUUUUUUUUCUUCUUGAAUGUCUCAAGGUACUUCUUUGAUAUGCCAGGAAUCAUCUGCCGCUCUGGAAGACUGCCUGAAACUCUUAAGAGGAGAACGCGACGAGCAGAAGCUUGCUGGCCUCUUGCUCGUGACUAAAUUAUUUCAGGCAAACGACAAUGCAUUGGUUCUCAAGGUUUAUGAGGCUGUUGGCACUCGGUUUCUUGAACGACUCUUGAUGACCGGUUAGCCGUCAGCUUCAUGAUCAUUCUUUCAAAACUUGUUGUUUGAUUCCAUGCAGAAGGCAGUACUUGCGAUCCUUAGUUUGUGAUUUUUAAAAUUCACAGGCACCGGGACGGGAUCUUCUCAAACCAAAGGAGGGGAGGACAAGGCAGCAUACCUGAGGCUCUCUGUGACAGUACUUGCAGCAUUCUGCCGUGCCCCAGAAAUUGCAUCUUCAAUGGACAUGAUCUCAAAGGUUCCUCUAUUGCUGCAAACUCUCUCCAAAUCGUAAGUUUUCCAUUGAUCUGACGAUGAACAUGCUGGCAUAAAUGGUGGAGUUAUUUUUGAAAACUUGUCAGUUUAUUUUUUGGUUGCGUGUGCAGCGCAAGUUGGCCAAAAAUCCUUUCAAAGCUUUUUAGAAUUGCACUAAAAAACAAGGCUUUAGCUGUCACUUCAUUCCACUUGCAAGAUUAUAUGAAAAAUCUUAAUGGUCAUAGGCAAGUGCCUUUCCAGUUCAGCUUCCAAGACAUGCCUUACAAUUAAAUACAUACUUUUCUUUAAAAUGGAUAGACCAUCCUAAUUUGUUUGUUCUGUUCACCUCUCUUCGCAGGGUUGCCAUAAUUUCGGAUGGAAAUCAUACCAGGAUAAACAAUCGGAAUAUCUUCUGAUUCUAAAAUCAUAAAAUAAUCUCUAGUUAUGUACAAUUUUACCCUUGCCACAAGAAAAGGAAACUACAUAGGUCAAGGUAACUGACCAAGUAGGAAACCGACAAACUAGAAAACUGACCAACAAAAUUCACAAACGUCAGCUGCUCAUGCCAUGAGGGCAUGGACUGGUUAAAGCUUACAUUCUUGAUCACUCUAUUAUUUCGAUGUGUAGUUCAUUAGUCGUGCAUGUCAGAUCAUGCGCAAUUUGAAAAUCUUGUAAAAUCAAUCCUUCUAUGUUUGCAUCUAUUUGACAGACCACAUAGGUGCGCUAAUAUUUUAAUAUAUAGCAACCACUGAACCACCUCUUAAAAAUAAGACAGGUGCCAGAGUGUUCCAGUUCAAAGCCUUCUGUAGUCUGUGCAUGGUGAGAAAAAUACCAGAUGAAACCAACUAAAGGUUCAUAGAAUUGCAUUAUCUUCAGAGAACUAAGGGAUUUAGGGAGGUCAUAAAUUUUUAAAUAUCUGAUUACUUUGUAGUUCUUCAUGAGGUCGUCUCUCCAUGUUCCUAAAGUAUCCUCACAGUUGUAUGUGAUAUGCAGAUCAGACCUCUUCGUUUGUGAGGAAUGUUAUGAAACUUUGUUGUUAGUUGCAACUACAUCGGACGAUGGAUUCACCAGAUUGUACGAGUCUGGAGUCAUGAGAGCUCUGGCUUCUAAUGUAUCUAGUUUACCUGAUGGUAUGAAAUAUUUCACCCUUCUAUUUUCUUUUCAUGUUUGUUUUCCUUUUUCCAUUAUAUGUUCAUCUUCUCAAAUAGUUUGCAGAACCAUGUUUUAAGUUUAUUGUAUUAGUUUAUCAAUUCAAUGCGAUGUUGAUAGACCUUCAUGUCAGUCUAAAUUAAUCGAUAUUUUCUUUUUACCCUAUUUUUACAUGGUAGGGAAUUAAAAUUUUCUUCCUCGAUAAGACACAUUCAUUGGUGGUCCAGACACAUGUUUACUGCUUUGGAGGCCCAUAUGUAGCUCAUACAAUCGCUUGUACAAUUGGGUGGAGGACUCUGUCCUACAGAACAAUUUAGUCUCUCCAUGUAGCCAGGAUUUUCCAAAGGUAGAUGAUGUACUCUGCCAAAAUUCGAUUUUAUACCUCGGUAUUAUCAAUAUAUAUUACGUUAAACCUAUAUAUUUUUAAUUGUCACACAAAAGUGUUCAUCAAUAUGCUAACGUUGGGUGACAAACCCAAUUGGUAUGGGAAGUCUUAAAACGAAAGCUUACCUACUGUCUUUGAUUCAGCUACAUAUUCUGCAAAUGUGAUUGUAGCCUGAAGACUUGUAUAUUGGAGAAGUAGUGUACUUAUCACACUUUGUGGAACAGUUUAUUCACAUUGGGAGUGGGAUACCAUGUUCAGUGCCUAUUAGACAGUGCACAUAUAUCACCCAUCCUUUUCUUUUGGAUGAGGAAAAAUGUGACAUAUUAUGCUUUCAAGUGCCAGAUUUAGUCUCUAGCGAACAGAUAUCGCAGUUGCUGCAAUGGACGAAAACCAGCAUACUUAGAAGUUAAUACAAGAGAUAGAACAAAGCGAGUCAAAAAACUCUUAGUGGAUCUAAUGAACAUCAAAACGCUCAAAUGUUCUCUAUAAAACCAAUGUAUACUUGCUUUCUUGUGUGAGGAAGUUUUUAAGAUUGAAUUCUUCAAGUUUCUAGAUAUACAAAAUGUUGUUCGCACUAUUCCCUCCUAUUUUGGAUGCAUUGACCAUAAAUUUAUUUUAAUCUUAAGAUAUUUGUAGUCAUCCACAUUUUCUGGCCAUCAGGGUUCUUUUUGGGCCACUAUAAUCAAAAAAGCUGAACGACUACUCGUAUUGCAUCAGAAAUCGUGACUUGCAAUGGAAGGGUCCAUUUAAGAUUGCCUUGAUUGAGUGACAAAUGCUUGGAGUUGCUCGGAUCAACAUGUCUCUCUCUUGAUCUCACCUUCUUACCUUUUGGUACAGAGAAGCUGGACAAGGUGAAGGUGUGGGACUUACCAGUGUUGAACUGCCUCUAUAUUGGUAUUGGUAUUGGGACGUUCCCCUUUGGGUAACCCCCUUGGGUUGUUGGGGCGACUGUAGAUAAACCAACCUCUGUAUGACAAAAUGGAGGGCUUUACAGGUGACUUUUUGGGACGUCCAACUUUGCAUAGUUCUUCAUUCCUGGCUCUCUAAUUGAGAGUGUCCUGAUUUGAGCUCUCAUUGAGGACUUUUCAAUCAACCCAUUCAUUGACUGAUGCUAUGGUCACCUGUAGAUCUUUCUUCUUGUCACAACCCUUACUAAGGCCAACGAAUAAGAUCAGAGAUGAAGCUGAAUGAAUCGUCCUCCUUUCUCAUGUUUUUAUAUUAAUAAUUCGUGAGACUAAUUGCUUCACAAUGUCACACACAAACCAUGUAUUUAAAUCGCUAUUGAGCCUUCUGAGCCAUUGAGUGUGGAUUCUUGGUAACAACAGGUCCUUUCAUCCCUUCAGCAUCCCAGAUUCUAUGUUGAGACGCUACUCUUAUGAAGCUUCUAAUUUUCGAAUAAAAAAUGGUGGGCGUUUAUAUCGUAAGCAUUAGAAUUGUUGAAUCCACCGGUAAGAAUAUGGUAAGAACAUGGUAAAUGUUGCACAGAGAAGACCCGACCUAAAAAUAAAAAACAUGUCCGCUAAACUCUUGUUUUUAUCUUUUACCUUAGACUAGAGUUAAACCUCUUACACCUCAGGCAUCAUUAUCUGCUUAACUCUUGAUUUUUAUGUUUUACUUUAGACAAGUGCUAAUGUUCCAUUGUAAUGACUUUGUUAUAUCCAAUUAAAGCUAUUUUUCUGCUAUGAUUUUUUGUAGGGUCUCGAUCAAUGGAAAUUGCAGUGAAACUUCUGCAACUAAUAUUGGGGAAAUUGCCUGCUGAACUAUUAGUUGGUGACUAUCAAUCAGAGAUGUCCAACUUGGUAUUCCGGAAUCUGCUUUUCUUUUCUCUACAUAGGCAUUCCUUUUUCUCUCAAUUAACUUGUGGACGUUCAUUGUAUCACAAGUUUCUUGUUUUUUGGUUCAGGUGCCAACUAUAGCAAGACAGUUCGCUGUUCUACAUAGUCCUCUCAAGUUUGAUGCAUUGCACGUGCUUGCUACCAUUUUAUCAUCGAAGGGUUUAGUAUGUGAAUACACGUAUUUUUAUCUUUAUCACCAGCCUAUGUUCUCUUGUUUUCAGCAACUUCUUCUUGUAACGAAAGUGACUAUUCAUACAUGAUGAAUUGAUGGUUAUCUAAUUGCUACUUCUCAUAUCUAAUUGAUUUCUACCUUAUUUUUCUACUCAUUUUAAUAUUACUGUUUUUAUGUUUAUUGUUGAUGUCAAUUCAAUUGAUAAGUAACGAAUCUGGAUUGGUCGGAUGAUUUGUGUUACCUUGUUAAGGAUUCAAUUACCAAAAUAUGAUGGAGUAAAAUGUAAUUUAAUGCUCACGACAUACAUUCCAAUUGUUUGUAUACCUCAUGCUAUUUUGGUAUUUUAUUAAUGUCCUAAACAGCGGGACAAACCCAAGGAGGAUAUUCAAAGGAAAAACUCAAAUCAUAUUCACAUCACAGAUGGCUAUUAUACACGAGUACCAGGGUCACAAAACAAGCAGACUACCUAACAACUAGGAAACCAAUGAACUAGGAAACGAACCAACAAACUAGGAAACGGUCCAACUAAGAACCAAACUCCUAAUUAUACAUUCAUUCUCAUACUCCCCCUCAAGUUGGUGAAUAGGCAUUCUCCAUUCCUAGCUUUGUUACUGAAAUACUGUACUUCAACCCUUAGUAAGCACAUCCACAAGUUUGUCAUGUAUAGACACAUAAGGUGUGCAAAUCAAUCCGCUCUCCAAUUUCUACUUGAUGAACUAUAUGUCAAUCUUGAUAUGUUUUGUUUGACCGCAUUGUACUGGGUUGUGAACUAUGCUAAUUGCAAACUUGUUGUCACAAUAGAGUCUCAUUAGACUUUCCCUGUUAAUCUUUAAGUCUUCUUGGACAAGAUUCAAUCAGAGCCAUUGCUUAGAAUUCAGUAUCUGCCCUUGAACGUACUAGCACAUGUUGUUUUCUGCUCCACGCCAUGAAAUUGCCACCAAGAAAGGUGUUGUGUCCAGAAGUUAAUCUCCCCUCAACUACUAUCCAUGCAUAAUCAACAUGUGUAUGCCUCAAGUACUAAUCCUCCAUUUCUCUUGAACAUAAUACCUUUUUCUGUUGUCCCUUUGAGAUACUGUAGCACUCAGUGAGCUCCUGCAGAUGAACUUCUUUUAGGGCUUGCAUGAAAUGGCUAAUCACACUGACUGCAUGUGCUAUACUUGGACGUGUGACUCAGAUAAAAGCAUCUUCCUACCAGGUUCUAACACAUUUCCCUGUCUACCACAGCAUCCACCCCUGCCUUUCCAAAUUUGAGCUUCAGAUCUAUAUCUACCACAUAUUUCCGUAUUGGACUACUUGCUAGUUUGUAUGCAGUUUUGCCUGUUAUGCUAAAAAGAUUCAUAACAUACUUCUGUUGGGAGAUUACAGUGCCCUGCCUCAAGUGAGUUACUUCAAUCUGAGACAAUAUUUCAUCCUCUCUAAUUCCUUGAUCUCAAACUCCCAAACCAGACACUGACUUAGAUGUUCUCUCUCUUAUCCUUAUUCCCAGUCACUAUUAUGUCAUCUUCUUGCACUCUGCGAUUUUCCGUGGCAUUGAUAUGGUGCCAAAUGAUGGUGUAAAAUCUUCUUUCUAGUAUUCUGUGAUGUUGCGAUAACAUUUAAUUGAUGAGAUAUUACCACAUCAUAUGCAUGGGUGUGUGAUUUUAUUUCUUAUAACUUAUAAGGUUAAUUUUUUCAAUCAAGAAGGGUAUCUAUGCAACUAACACGUCAGGGAUGGCAGUCUACAAUUACAGGGAUGUACAUGAAGAUAUACAAGAAGAGAGCGUUUGGCUCUUGUUAACGCAUAAAGAUCAUACAUGUCUCAGAGUUGUGCAACUAUGGGUCUAAACACUUGGCGUAUUAUUAGGUCAAUGUAUUGAUGGAAAUUUCCGGUGGAACAUCAUGUUGGAUUGUAUGAACUGUCGUCUUUGCUAAUUUAAUUGUCAACAACAUGUGAAGGAAAUGAUGUUCAUAUCAUCCUGCCCUGGAUGUUGUUCAAGAGAUUCUUGUCUCUGUGAUGUGUCUAUGUUGAGUUUCUUAUAGCUUUUGCCAGUUUUAAACUGGAUGCAUGUCUGGAUGGAGUUCCAUUUUUUUGACUGACAUGAUACUCGGUUUCGUGUCUCCGUUCGAUUUUUCCAUAGAUUUACUGUACUUCAUAGUGACUAUUGCUACUUUUGUCUCUCGUUUUUUUACUUUUAACGUUUAUUUUUCUCAUUCUAUUGCCCAUGUGAUAAUUAGAAGUUGUUAUAUGUAGGUUUAACUUACCUUUCACGUCGUGUCUCACAGGAUAUGAAACAUGACAUGCUGAGGUCAUCACAUGAUAAAAUGUGGCCCACUUAUGUGCGUAUUGGUGUUUUGGCUAUUCUACAGAAUCGUGUUGGUGAGUUGUGCUUGUAUUUUUAGAAGGUUCUGCGGUCGCAUAUAUUUUUAGUUUCAAAUUGUGGAGGAUCCUUUAUUGCAAUUCUUCUUGCCUAAUGUUACACUGGGAACAUAGGACCACGAUGCUCAUUAAGAUUUCAAUCAUAAAUUGUAAUCUCCUGUAAACCAUACCCCGACCUGGUAUGUGGUAUCUUCAGAAUUUUCAAAAACUUUCAAAGAGGAUAAAAGGGUAUAAUUUCAAUACCAUAGAUUGCUUUCACAUGUGUGGUGUUGUCAUCCCAACCUGCGUCAGCCCAAGGAUUAAAACUUUCCUACGUUGGAGGUAUAAUCUCUGUUCCCUCCCGUCUACCAGUCUGUUCGGAAUGGCUCUUCAAUUUUAUUCAUGAGCGACUGAAUCGAGCAACAUCAACUUUGAUAUCAAUUGAAAUUAGUGUUACAGUAUUAGGAGAUUAAUCAUUCAUUGAUGAUCAGCCUCACACAACUGACUGAAAAUCACCACUUCAUUAUUCAUCUUGUUCAAACAUUUUUCAUGCCGAGGAAAAAAACUAGAUUUUUAUCUCUUGUGUGACUGAGAAUUGUAGUUUUCUAGGUAAAUCUUUUGGGCUUUUGUAGACUAAUGUGAUCCAGGAAGUUGAGGGAAUAAUUUGGAUUUGUACAAUGUUUGGGAAAUGAUUCUUGAGAAACGUUUUGGCCUUUUUCAAUUUGAUAUGGGUAUAAUGUUUGAACAGUCUACAACAGAAAAGUGAGUAGUUAAAAAUGUUGCCUUAGAUAUUAUUAUUAAUUUAUAUUCCCAAGAGUUUUUACUGCCAUUUUCUUCCCCGUCAUCUUCUUCCAGUGCACAUUAAAUAGCUAGAAAAGUCAUGAAAGACAAUAACAGAAAGAAAAUUCAUCAUUUUCCCCCCUUACUCUCUCCUGAUUUAAUGCAUUUCUGCUGCAAGGAAACAAUCAAAUCGUACCAAUUGCCUCCAUUUCUCUUUGAUCUAAACUACCCCUGGAAGUGUAGUAGCUGCCAUCAAUUUCUGCUGGGAGCUGCUGUGAUGUCAUACUGCGUUCAUGGGAAUGGCAGAAAGGUGUCUUCUCAUGGCAGGGUUUACACUGCCUCAUGACAAUUCAAGUAUGUCAAAGAAAAAUGGAAACAAUAGAGGGAAAAGUCAUUGUUUCCUCCAUGUACCUACCCUAUUGCACGGAUGUCUACCUUUAUUUCUAAGAAGUAUCCAACCCUUCUGGUCUCCUGUUUUUCCAUUAUAACAAUUCACCCAUACAGAGUGCAGCAUUCUGCAUUGGGAGCUGUGUGAUAUGCCAGCUUCCUACUUGUGAUAACCUGCGAGGGAGUAACCAUUCCCACAGGGAAUCGCACAACACGUUUGCACCCUGAAACUGUCUUUUUUCGAAACUUGUCACUGCCUCCUUUGUUUUCCUUAGAACAAAAAUGUCAAGAUAAGUGCGAUUGCGCUACCCAUCAUUUUGAUGUUUCGACACAAAGGAAUGCCAACCUUCUGCUACUGCUGUUUGCUCCACUAGCCAUCUUGAAUAAGCCCACUUAAUAGCAGGAUUAAACUAACUGAAUGGAAUUUCCUUUCCUGACCCAAUGAUUCUUGACGUCAGAGGUCAGCAUGUAAAGGUGUGACUUCACAUUCAAAGCUCUCUGAUGAGAAGUAUAUGUCCAGGCUCUACAAAGACGUAGUUUUGUGUAGGAGGCAAAGGAUAUAUCUCAUACAAUUUUAUGUUUUGCUGUGAAGGCCAAUGGAUAUUGACCCAACUUUCUAAUUUUUCAGCUUCUACUGAAAAGCUUCGGGCACUUGUUCUGGCUGAAUCAAUGAUGUCUACUGUUGGUGAAGAGUGGUUGCUGGAUCACAAUCAUUUACCUGAUGAUCAAAAUCCAUUUCCAGUUGACAAGUAAUCUCUAUAAAUUUAGUCAAUUUUUUCACCCACAUGCCCAAAAUUCUAUGCUUUGACUUUUAUUUCUUAUUCUAGUUGUUUUCCUUCUUUUCUGCAGGUGUUUGAUGCUUAUUCUCGAGUCUACAAGGGUUGAAGUGGCAGUUGUUCUCAAUGAACUUGCCUACUUGAAGUACGAGGCCUCCAAGAGUUCUUCCACUGAACCAAUCGUUGUCAAACAAAUGAACCUGGCUCUUUUGUUUUCAUUACUAGAGAAGAUCAUCAGAUUAGUAUCAAAUGCCUGUGAAACUCAAGGUAGAAUUCAGCAAUGACUUGGUGGUUUUUUGGGUUGGUUGAACUUUAUGAAAUUUGAUGAUAAUUCUCAUAGGCACACUUUCUGAUAGAGAUUUUCUCUUUUAUUGAUUUAACCAGAUAGAUAUUCAUUUGAAGAACAUUUUGCAUCGGAAGAUGCAUAAAGGUUCUUAGGAGCCAGCUUCAUACUGACUUGUCAACCUAGUAAUUUCAUUCCAGAAAUGUGAUCCAAAGUUUUAUGUUCACGGUAGCAUCAUAAAGGGUCCAAGGAGAUAAUCUGAAAAGCUCCCAUAUGCCACCAUCAGGCCUUUUGCCACUGUAUGGGACUGGUUUAUUAUCAAUCAUUUGAAUUGAGAAAGGCUGAUGUCAAGGAAACCAAUCAUUUAAAUUUGCACCAUAGAUAUGUCAAUGAGAAUGUAAAAGAUUGUUAUCCAUACAUGCAAUUUUUUUAUGUCAAUUUGCACCAUACAUGCAAUUUUUUUAUGCACAUCUAUCCACGCUGGAAUUCCAUUGGAACUUGCUGAUAAUCAAGAGAUGUUCAGUUUUUUGUGCUAUGUAUUGUACAAGAGAACAAAGGAAUAUGUAGUGAUGGCAACAAGGUUCACAAAUUAACCAUUACCAGUUACCAAAUUGUAUGUAUUCUUCGAGGACUCCUCACUUGAAAGUCGUGACUAGAAUAAUGAGGUCCAUCAAGUUAUCACUAAGGAAUAUCCUGUUACUUCACAAGAUUGACGAAUUAGGUGACAGAAGGUCAACCCUAGGAACUGUAUAACUUACUUGAUGGCAACCUAGUCACAUGGAGUAGCCAGAAAACAUGUCCACUGGAUCUUGUGCUGCAGUUGAGUGUAUGAUGAUGACCCUCAUGCUUGCAGUUUCUGUUCAAGAAAUUGGUCUAAAGUCAGAAUAUCACGUUCUUAUCAUAUCCUAACAGCAAAGGCAUCGAUAUUGUCGACAGUCUUGUACGACAUGAUAAGACGAAGUAAAUAGAGGUAAAUAGACUUUUCAUCAAGGAAAUAUUGGCCACAAGAAAAGAAUGUGUUACAUAUGUUAAUUCAAGAGAUCAAGUUGUCACUCUGCUUACCAAAGGGCAGUUGAGGAACAAAUUCGCUGGAGCAUUUUGCAGGCUAAACCUAAGAGAUUGCUCAGCUUUAGCAAGUUAAGCAUAAGAAACAUCUAAAUCUUAUUCAAUGAAAUCCUAAAAAGAUGGCAUUAUGAGAUUCAAUGAUGUUUCUUUCUUAUCUUGAAUGUUUUAAUACUUCAACAAAGAUGUUGCUGUGUCUCUACUUAUCUAAUUUGUAAAAGCUGUUAUCCUUCGACCCUGAAAUUUCUGUUCAUAUUUUCUCAUUAUGGCAAAUCAUUGCGUAAAAAUUAUCCAGGUAGCCCAAUAAAUGAAAGGACUUGGAUGAAAGUGAUUGACGGGCUCAAUGAGACAACCAGUCUGGUUCUGGACUUCCUACACGAUGCACGGGUAAGUAAAAUCUGGAGGUUUUGAUUUUGCUUCUUACUUAUGUGUUCUUAAUCACCAAAUCUAAUCAACUAAUCUGAAUAAGAUGAAACUUUUCAGGAUCACGGGGAAAGAAAAGGAGACGAUCUUUUAGCUGCAGUACGAAUAAUUGGAAGGUAUAUGGGGAUAUCUACUAUUUUAUUUUAAAAUUCUCCGUGAACCAGUUGCUGUUGGUAAUCAAUUAUCUUCUUGUCAUUCCAGAUAUUAUAAUAUUCUUGUAUUGAAUCAUGUUUUCCUAUUUUCUAUUUAUUGGUGCAAUUUGCCUCAUAUUACCUGUCUUUCUUGCAAAUCAAUUUUAUAACAGUUAGUAUCGUUAACUUUAACUGGCAAGUGAUCAGAUCGGGAGAGGGUAACAGUCUGAGCUUUUUUAAAGAAAAGAAAGAAUAACUGCAGACAUAUAUGUGUAGCGAGACGACCCAUUUGGCAGAUCGGGAGUCAACAGCAGAGUAAAAGGGACAGGGCAGAAUGGACCCUGGCCGGCGGCCGGGUUCAAAGCUUAGCCCCAGAGAUCUCAGAAGAAUCCAGACAGAUCCCUUCCUUGCAGCUAGGCUGCUGGAAAUACUUGACAACUAAUGUCACCAUUUUCUGUUCCGUUGGGAGUAAAUUUAGCUUCAGGUUGACGGAUCUUCAUGUCAGCAUUUUCCAAUGCUUGUAGGUAUCUGGCAGAAGCCCCAUCGGCAUGCCGAGAGAAGAUCAAAGACCUAUUGGAGUAUAUACUUUCGAUUGAAGGUGGAGAAGAGUCGAGGUAUCCUUAACCAUCUCUGUGGACGUUUAUCUUCUAAUGACUUGUAUUCAUAUGAGCUGAUUAUGUUCAAUAAUAUGCAGCCCCUUUUCUUCUAUCCAAUUUAUGCUUCCAAUGCUGUGCCAGUGGACAAUGGAUAUUGACGGAUGCAAUGUCUUGGCUUCGUUCGGAGGGCAUAAAGCUGUAAGUUUGGCUCGUUACAGAUUUUUAUGCAAGUUUAGACCCCAACCAUACAUAGAAUCCACAUGCGUUAGUCCAUCUCUCUAGUAAUCCCUAUGCAUUAGUACUAGACAAAAGAAACCCUAGCUACCACUAAAUUUCUAGCUUGGUUCUGAGGGUAGAAAUGGAGUGAGAUCAUAUCAUGGGUGCUUGCUCUCUCUCUCUCUCUCUCUCUCUCUCUAGAUAUAUAUAUAUAUAUGGAUAUAUAAUGGUUUAAUGAUUCUGUACGACUUGUUCCCACACUGAGGUAGAUCAGUUUUUCUAUUUUAUAUUGACUGAGUUGCCUUAGUAAAAAAAUAAAAAAAAAUUUAAAGAAAAGGGCAUUGAUGUUGAGCUUUCUCUAUGGAAUUGUGUGAAUCAUAAUUUAAUGUAAUUUGGUCUUUUCACCUUUUUGGUUUCAACGCUUUACCCGGCCAGAUGAGAUAUCAAUGUACUUUUGUCUGUAUAUAUAUAUAUAUAUAUAUAUAAACAUGAAGGUAAUAUAUCUUCAUCUUCUUUCCAUCUAAAUCAGACUUCUCUGGCUUAUUCGGCCCAUCCAAGUCAGGCAUCCAUUCCAUUUGGGGUAUCAUCAGUAUUCCCAUAAGAACUGAAGAUAUUGAAGUCAAACAUAUUCAGAACUGUGCACAUCUCUCCCUCACUUAUUAUCAUUGGAAUCAAACUUGCCAAAUGAGUAUCUAGUAUGAUGCGUUGACCACAGUUCAUGAAUAAAUAUUGCCAAAAAUGUUCUAUGGGAUUUUCUUCUUAUAAACAGGUUGCAGAAUUCCUUGCGAGAGCAAUCAUGCAGGAUCGAAGAACAUGCGAUGAUGAUGGUACAAUGUUCUUGGCAUGUGACGCCAUCAUGAACGUACUCCUAAAUGUGAGCGAUCUACGGUUUUCAUGAUUGACCUUCUUCGACUUUCUUUAACAGCCCAGUGUUCUUUUAUGUCUAGAGAGAGAAAAUCCAGUCUCAGCUCGACGGAUCCCACUUUGUCUGCGUCUUGCAACCCUUGGCAUCGUGGGCAGGUAUGACAAAAACUGGCUCACACUCUUUGUGGAUUCUAUAAAAAGAAAUAGGUAUGAAAUAAAUGGUUUAUCUGAAAUCCUCAAGGGGCAUCUUGGUAGAUCGGCCUGAGAUUGAUCAUAUUAGGAGGGUCCACCAAAAUAGGCCGAUUCUCCGUGGAUUUAUCGGUCAAUCGCUCGAAACCCUCAGACCGAUGGUUCAGAGGGCUGCAUUGGUGGGUUAAGAGGUCUUGGGUCACUCGAUUUGUUCAUUCUUCUACAUAGAUUCUAUUAGUCCGCCCUUCCCUCUCCCCUCAUUUUGAUUCAUCUCAGGAGAGCCGACCCUCUGGAAAAUCUCCUCCAUCCCAGCUUCGUCCCUGAUCUUUAAUUCUCUCCAGCACUACAGCCCUUCUCUCUCUCUCUCUCUCUCUCUCUCUCUCUCUCUGUCUCUCCAUCUAUCUCUCUCUAUCUAUCUAUCUAUCUUGCUGAUGGCUUCCAUGAAAAUCUGGGUUAUUACUUUUCUCCGCGUAGUAUAACACUGAUUAUCAGUUUUCACUUUCAGAACACCAGAAAAUUAUGGGCAAUGAGAACAGUGAUUUCAUUACACCGGAAGCUAUGUAGUUCGUUGGGCUUAGCUAAUUUAAUUUGGCUUGCUCUACGACGUAAAUCCAAUUUGGAGGCGACUCGGGCCAACACGGCCCGGGAGAAUAUAAUUAAAUUUUUUUUUUAGAAUUAUUUUCACAGUGCUGGGAAUUCAUAUCGAUUACUAUUUAUAUGCCCUCGAAGUAAUUAUUUUUAUGUGCGUCUGAUGUAGAGGCGAACAACGAGGACGGAUCCGUCGUAAUGAUGGCGUCGAGCAUCUGCUCGCUGGUUCUCGACUUGACGUCCGAGGAAGCCCUCCUGGCUCAGCGCCACGUCGAUCGUGCUUCGCUCGAACGGCUUUCCCAACUAGUCGCUAGAAGCUUGAGCCCAUCCACGCAGGUCCCAACACCCCUCCCCUGCUUGCAACUCUUCCCUCUCUUAUCGGCGACGAUGUCCACGUCGACUCACCCCAGGUCAUCCUUUUCCCCGUGCCAGCUCGGAGGUGAUGACGUCAACAAUCACCAGGACCUCCACCAAAUCGUCUCCUCUGGUCCGCCUCUCUCUCUCUCUCUCUCUCUCUCUCUCAUCCGCCUCUUUUUGGAAUGUGGCCCAUUUUUCUCUAUAUUUCUAUUUAUAGGUUACCUACGGUGGGGCGCCCGCUUCCCGACGCUGAGAAGGCUUAUCGAAGGGUCUCGGACUGGCACGCUCUAA